This is a messenger RNA of Mercenaria mercenaria, 2682 nucleotides long. RefSeq names its product putative inhibitor of apoptosis. Lineage: Eukaryota; Metazoa; Mollusca; Bivalvia; Venerida; Veneridae. The transcript has a single exon. Gene Ontology annotation, cellular component: cytoplasm; spindle microtubule; nucleus. The coding region runs from base 84 to 1193 and encodes 369 amino acids. Gene Ontology annotation, biological process: regulation of cell cycle. The record is from RefSeq and is a predicted model, not a curated record.
AAUCAAUAAUGAAUCAUUUUAUUUAAUCUACAUGAUACACUCGAAAAAUCACGUAACUAUUGGGUAAAAUAAAAUUUGUAAACAUGGUUUCCCACUUCAUUUAUUUUAUGAAUAAAAAUACUGUGACAAAAUACGCAACAAAAAACCGAAUUCAUCUUCAACAACAGAUAUGUCGUUUUCUUCCUAAUGUCGAGUUUAGAAAAUAUUUAACGGAGUACCAGUUGAUGGCCGGUGUACCAUUAAGACUGAAUUAUUUAGAGGACAUUCAGAAUUACUUCCGAAAACGUUUGAGACGAAAUCAAGUCAGUCGACGUGAUACGCAUGGAACCGAAAUUUCCACAUCUCUACGAAAUAAAUCGCCACGACACAGCGGAGACCAGUCUCAAUGUGAUAGACUAGGAAUCUUAAUUGAUAAGCCAAAAUACAGACAAUAUGGGACUCUUGAAUCUCGAAUUGGAUCAUUUGUGAAUUGGCCUGAGAAUAAAACACAGGAUAAAAGUCAACUAGCGGCAGCUGGUUUCGCUUAUACGGGCGUGGAUGACUCUGUAAGGUGUUUUUAUUGUAGUAUAGGUCUAAGAGACUGGCCAGAAGGUGCCUGUCCCUGGAAACAACAUAUUCUGGCGAGUCCCGCUUGUGGUCAUGUGAUUCAGUGUAAAGGUAAAGGAUAUAUUAGAAGAAUUCUAGGAGAACACAGUCAAGAUUCCGACGACGAACUUUCUGAUUCAGAUGAUGUUGUGGACACCGUGCAGUUAGCUAUAGCUAGGAACAAGGAGGCAGUUAGUGCUGCAAGGGAAUUUUGUACAGAUGAAGAUAACAUAAAAAGAGCUAUAAAAACACUAAUAAGUAAAGACUUACAGAGUAAUUUUUCAGCAGUUGAACUCGUGAAAACCAUACAAGAAAUUAAAGAGAGAAAUGUACAGAUAAAUCAAACCGAACAACUUCCAAGCAAUGAAGAGCUAAACGGUAUUGAAACAGAUGAAGACUCUUCAGAAUCAGAAGGGGAUAUUGUAGAAAAUAAUAGAAAGUUAAAAGAUCCAGUAACUUGUAAAAUAUGUUUUGAUGCAAUUGCAUGGAUUAUUACUCUACCUUGCGGUCAUAUGGUUUGUUGUAGUCAAUGUAUUCCAGCACUCACUAAAUGCGCAAUUUGUAGAGCACAAAUAAAAGGCACUGUGCGAGCUCGUAUGGCCAUUUGAUAUUUUUGAACUUCUGUUAUUGUGAAAUAACGAAGCUCAACAGAUUAAAAUCAUGUGGACAUUCAACGAAGUAUGUAUAUUCUGAACAAUUUGUUUUACUUAUGUGAUGUCAUACCCUUCCUUAUAAUUUCGGACGAAACUCAUCGAUGGCUUUCACAAAAUAUUGAUAUAUAUGCUUUUAGUGUUUCAUUUUCCUUAAGGGUAUAGUAUUUGUGAAUCAUGAAUUCAUAUCUAUUUUGCUAAUCCGAGUUUGUCCGUUUAAUACAAAUGUGUUUUUGUUUAAGAAAUGAUAAGUUCCCAAACGUGGUUUAUCGUAUAAUAACCCGAGUUUUGAGUUCUUAUGCGUAAGAAUAUAUCUCGAAGGCCGUAGGCCUGAGUGAUAUAUUGUUUCGCAUAAGAACGAAAAACUCGGGUUAUUUUACGAUAAGUCACACUAGGGAACUUAUUAUUUCGAUUCUAACACGACAUUAUAGUAUCAACAGUGUUAGAAAAAAUAGUAACUACUUUUUGCGACCGUGCUACGCACCUUGAUCGGAUGAUGUCAUUGCACGCGAGUGGUUUAUUGCAGAAUAACCCGAGAUUGAUGUAUGUAGGUUAUUUGCUGGUCGUGUUAGAAUAUUUAUUUUCUCUGUCUGGUCUUUUCGAAUGUUGCCUUUAUUGUUUUCCUUUCAUUACUCAAGUUAUACAUACGCACGUUCGUAGGAAUUCUAACAAUCCUUUGGAUGACAUGCAUGAUCAUAAGUUUUCCUCUUUGUACAUUUAAGCUAUUGCUUUUCGUGAAUGUUUGUAUUAAGAUAACAUUCUUUUUGCUGAUAGAAUGAUGAAAGCGGACAUAAAUCGACAAAACUGUUCAAAUAUUUACAGGUGCUCAAUAACAUUUAAGUAACAGAUAAUGACAUUUUUAAGUUUUCAUAUAUUUCAUUAGAAAUUUAUCUAAGAAAUAAAAACAGUCAUUACUUAGAGUUAGAAUCCUAUUAAGAUAAAUAAUUUGCUAUUUUAUGAAAUUUUGUAAUAACCCCCUUUAAUAUGAAUGUAUUUAAAAAGUAAACUAGUUUAUAUUUGCAUUGGAUAGAUAUUGGUCUGAGUAGAAAGGGAAGUUUUGUAGCUUACGAAUUCAUUUUUUCCAAUUUGUCAUGGUUACGCAUCAAAAAUAGAUAAGCGGAUAUAAUAACGAUGAUAAUAAUAAUAAUAAAAUAAUAAUAAUAAUAAAAUAAUAAUAAUAAUUAUAAUACGGAUUUGCAUUUCUAAUGAAUUUCUGCUAAAUGUAUAUUUGUGAAUGUCAAUCUUUGGCAAAGAAAAUAGAAUACUUCCUUUAUUCGUAUAAUUCCUUAGGCAAUAUAUUUACAAGUAGGCUUCUUUUAAAAAAGAAACCUAGGAGAGGUCCAGUGUUGCCAGUUAUUAUGCAUUUGUUUAUAGCUCAUUCCAAAGUGGUUACUUUUGCGUUGCUGAAUAUUCAAAGUCAGUUCGAUGAAGAUAAAUGUAAAAUUCG